UGACACUAAAGGGCGUAAAUUUUUGCAUAAAAUACGCGGGAGUUGUCUAUCCAUAGUUCGUAUUAAUACCAAUGGAAUUGAACAUACAGAUUUAUUACUUGCUAUGUUUAAAUUUAUAUGUGAAGUACGUAACAUGUAAUAAUUUUUUAUGUUCCCAUGAAAUACUACAAAAUUUAAAAUACCGGUUAUUAACAUAAAAUAUCAAUUUUUGCAGUAUUAAAUCAAAUGAAGGCUUUUUAUAUUAGGAUGCCUCAAUUAAUAUAAGGAUUAUUUUAGGUUACUUGAAUUAACAACAUAGUAGCCAUCUAUUUCAACUUUAUAUAUACUUACAUAUAAAUACAUAUAUAUAUAUAUACAUAUAUAUAUAUAUAUAUAUAUUGAUUAAGUGACAGAAUAAUAAAAGGCAUAUAAUUUAUAAUAUAUUGAAUGGCCAUAUUAAUAAAAAAUAUUUGGACUUUGUGCUACAAGCAAUUGUUUUCUUACAACAAUCAUGUUGUUGUUCGACUUUUUAAAAAAAUUUUUUGGGUGGGUAGAUGAAGCACCUAGGAAACGUAGAGCAGUUUCAUUUAGUUUGGAAAAAGAAUUUGUUACUCCAAAAAAACAUCGUUGUGAUUAUAAGACUAUUAACGUGGAGGAAGAACCUAUUGAAAUUAAAGAUGAUAGUGAUGAGGAUGAAGUUCAAGUUAUUACUAAACAUAAAUAUCCUUCCAUUAAGGCUUCUAGUAAAUUAAAUGGUACAUGUAAUAAUAGUAGAGAAAAAUCACUUACUUGUUGUUCUUCAUCUUUUUCAUCAUCAAAAUCUCAACCAUGUUAUGACAAAGUAAAUAUAGGAUGUUCUAAUAAAAGUGGAAGAAUACAAAAUAUUGAAUCACAUCAACAAUGUUCAACAUUGAUUAAAACUCAUCGCUUAAGGGAAAAAAAUCAGUAUGAAGAAUUAUUACAAAAUUUUCUCCCACGUAGGAUACAUGUCAUAUGUGAUAAAAAUGAUGAUAAAAGAUCUACACAAGAACCAAUAGAAGUAAUAGAUUUAGAAAGAUCUAGUUCUUCAACUCCUUUUUCCAAAACUCAGUCAGCUUCUAGAAAACAUGAUAGAAUGUUACAAAUGCAUUGGAAUACUUCAAUUAAAGAAAAAAAAGAUACAGAAAUAAUUAAUUUAGAUAAUGAUGAAAAAGAAGACCUAAUACAUUCCAUUCAUAAUAAAACAUUGUCUCAUAGAAAAAAUGUUAUCGAAAAAGAAAAAUUUUCACAAAAUAAAUAUACUGAAUGUAUAACUACAAAUACAUUAAGAGAUCAAUUAGCAGCAAAAGCUGUAAUGAGAGAAGAUUUUAUUCCACAAGUAGCAAAACGUUAUAAUGAACGUAUUGAACAACGUUAUAAAGAAGCAGAAAAACUUAAAAAAAUGACAUGUGUAUUAUCUAAACAUAAUCGUUUAGCAAGAGAAGCUGCUUUAGAAGAGCAUUUAGCCCGCUCUAUGAGGUUAUGUGAAGCCGUUUUAGAAGAAAAAGAAGAUUUAGAAGAGCCAGAAUUGCCUACUUUAACAGAGGAAAUGCUGCAAGAAAUAAAAAAUGCUCUUAUCUCUAGGCCACCAGAUGAAGUUCUUGUUGAAGGAUUUGGUCUAAGAAUUACAAGAAAAGAUAUUCAUACAUUAGCUGACCUAAAUUGGUUAAAUGACGAAGUAAUAAAUUUUUAUAUGAAUUUACUAAUAGCCAGAAGUACCACUAAUGACAAGUAUCCAAAAGUACAUGCUAUGAAUACAUUUUUUUAUCCAAAAUUAAUCUCAGGUGGACAUUCAUCACUAAAAAGAUGGACUAGAAAAAUUGAUAUUUUUGCACAAGAUCUUAUAGUUGUUCCUAUACAUUUAGGUAUUCAUUGGUGUAUGUCAAUAAUUGACUUUAGAGAUAAGUCUAUUCGUUAUUAUGACAGUAUGGGUGGCAACAAUUCAAAAUGUCUAUCAGCAUUACGACAAUAUUUGGAAGAUGAAAGCUUGGACAAAAAGAAACAAAACUAUGAUACUAGUAACUGGAAGUUAGAGUGUGCCAAAAGUAUCCCACAACAAAUGAAUGGAAGUGAUUGUGGUGUUUUCUCUUGUAUGUUUGCUGAAUAUAUUUGUGCAAACAAAAAAAUCACAUUUACACAGCAGGAUAUGCCAUAUUUUCGAAAUAAGAUGGUUUAUGAAAUAUUAAAGUCCAAGCUUUUAUAAAAUAAAUAUUAUUUAUUUAGAGAAUUAUUGACAAUGAAUAAUUUAAAUAACUUUCAGCAACUUCCAAAAAUUACAAAAUAUUUUAGCAAAGUUUAUUAUUGGAUAGAAUAUUCUGAAAAUAUAAUAUUUAUACUAAAAAGUAUAUUAUUCAUAUUAUUAUCAUAGUAUUAAAAGAAGUUAUACAGUAUGAUUUCUUUUAUAUUGUCAGAAGUAUAAUUUUGUUUAAAAAUGGAAUGUUGUUAAUUUUUUGCAAUGUAAAAAAGAACAGUACUUUGUAAACAAAAGUUUAAAAAAUGUCAUAAUAAAUAGUAUUUCUUCAUAAUAAUAAUAUCAUAUCUAUUUUAAUAACAAAAUUCAUUUCAUUAUAAUAUUUGCCUAUUGCACAUUCUUUAUAAAAAAUGAAAAAUGUAAUGUAUUAUAACACUUUAUUUCGAAUAAAUGUAAAAUUUUUAAAAUUACUUAUGUAUGAAUAUUUUAUGUUUAAAACUGUUUAUGUAAUAAAAAAUAUGUUUUCUAA
Molecule: messenger RNA, 2717 nt
Organism: Apis cerana (Asiatic honeybee)
Lineage: Eukaryota; Metazoa; Arthropoda; Insecta; Hymenoptera; Apidae
Product: sentrin-specific protease 1
Biological process (GO): protein desumoylation; proteolysis
Cellular component (GO): nucleus
Molecular function (GO): deSUMOylase activity
Source: RefSeq, a predicted model, not a curated record